AUGUUGCUGAGAUGGCCAAGGACAUCAUCAGAGAGCAGUGAUAAACUGGCUCUGAUCCAAUUCAAGAAUGCAGUAACUCAAGAUCCUCUUGGAGCUCUGAAAUCAUGGAAUACCUCCCUUCAUUACUGUGACUGGACUGGAGUCACUUGUGAUCAUGCACGCCAGAGAGUUAAGGUUUUGGACCUCCGUUCCAAUGCAUUAGUUGGCUACUCGUCCCCUUACAUCACAAACCUCUCAGAGGUGAUUGAGAUUCACCUUCAGAACAACAUGGAAAUCAAUUUACUGGAAGGAUCCCUCCAGAGCUUGCGUCACGGUAUAAUCCCUGCUUCUUUGUUUAACCUUUCAUCUCUUGUCUUCUUGAAACUGGCUCUGAAUAAUUUGGAAGGGAGAAUUCCUGGUGAUAUAGGAAAAGCCACACGUCUGAGUUUCAUUAAUAUCUAUGGGAAUUUGAUUUCUGGUACAUUACCAUCUUCAUUGUUUAAUCUUACAUCACUGUACUAUCUCGCCAUGGCUGAUAACAAGUUUCAUGGAAUCCUUCCGAGUGACAUGGGUGUUACUCUGCCUAAUCUCCAAGUACUUGGUGGGGGAUUGAACUCAUUCACAGGAUCUAUUCCAGCUUCUUUGUCCAAUGCUUCUGGUCUGACAGUUGUUGAUUUUGCAGACUGUGCAUUAAGUGGGUCCAUUCCUUGA
Molecule: messenger RNA, 690 nt
Organism: Dioscorea cayenensis subsp. rotundata (Guinea yam)
Lineage: Eukaryota; Viridiplantae; Streptophyta; Magnoliopsida; Dioscoreales; Dioscoreaceae
Product: putative receptor-like protein kinase At3g47110
Exons: 3
Coding region: 1-690 (229 amino acids)
Molecular function (GO): protein binding
Source: RefSeq, a predicted model, not a curated record